Molecule: messenger RNA, 464 nt
Organism: Spizellomyces punctatus DAOM BR117
Lineage: Eukaryota; Fungi; Chytridiomycota; Chytridiomycetes; Spizellomycetales; Spizellomycetaceae
Exons: 4
Coding region: 45-464 (139 amino acids)
Source: RefSeq, a predicted model, not a curated record
UAAAACUUUUGUUCAACCUCAAUUCUGUCCAAAGUUUGCCCGUCAUGAGUCAAGUUUACCAUCAGGUUGCAAAAGCUGACCAAGACGAUCAAGACUACACUGAUAGUCCCAACAAGCACCAGCCUCCUGUUCGGGACCUUGACGAACAUCUCCUCCGUGGCCCAGACAUUCAAAAAAAAUGGGCAAAGGCGGAAAUGAAUAUGCAGCCUGAUCUCAAAUCGAUUUUUAGAGGAGAUUUGCAACCUGGAGAGAGGCAGUUACCCAAAAGCGACCGAAAGGGCGACCGCGACCACCUCUUAAAUGAGGAAGAUCGCGCCGAGAAUAUGAGAAAAGAAGCUGCAAAGAUUCAACAAAAGGGCGAUCCGGAGCAAGCGAGACAGGCCUGGAAGAAGGCUGAUGCAUUUGCAAAGAAAGUGGAAGAGGAUGAGGUGCUCUUGCUUUGUGAUGUGAUCUUCAACGAAUAG